AUGUUCGCCCCUGGAAUUCCUAGAAUCCUCGCAGAAUUCAAGACCAACGAUUCUCUCAUCGCAACUUUCAUCACCUCAAUCUACUUCCUUGGCUUCGCCUUUGGACCUCUGGUGGUAGCGCCUUUGAGCGAGCUUUAUGGCCGUGUUUACAUCUACCAUAUCAGCAACGUCUUAUUCGUUUCUUUCUGCGUGGGUGCUGCUCUGAGCACAAGCAUCGAUAUGCUCAUGGCAUUUCGCUUCUUAAUGGGUGUUGUCGGCUCAGUUCCCACAACUAUUGGUGUUGGAAGCAUCGUCGAUGUCAUGCCGAUUGAGAAACGCGGACGCUCAAUCUCACUCUGGGCAAUUGGUCCUCUUCUGGGCCCUUCCAUUGGGCCUGUCGCGGGAGGAUAUCUGAUCCAGGCUGCCGGCUGGCGUUGGGUCUAUUGGCUACUUGCGAUUUUGGGUGGUAUUUGCAGCAUUCUGGCCCUGUUGAUUAUGCGGGAAACAUAUGCGCCGAUCUUGCUGGAGCGCAAAGCCCGCCGACUACGAAAGGAAACCGGAAAUCAAGCCCUGCGAACAAAGGCUGACAGAGAUGGAAAGAGAUUGAUACAGAGAGCCGUGAUCCGUCCAUUAAAGUUUCUCUUUAUGACGCCUUUGGUGUCCAUCAUUGCUGCCUACGUCGGGAUCGCCUACGGAAUACUUUACCUACUAAUCGCUACAUUCUCAUUUGUCUAUACCGACCAAUAUCACUUCAGCGAAGGUGAUGCUGGCUUGGCAUUCCUACCAGCUGGACUUGGGAUGAUUAUUGGUGUCAUGACUUUCGGCAACGUCCAAGAUUAUCUUGUCAAGAAGGCGAAAGAGGGAAUGAAACCAGAUGAGAAGUACAGGCCUGAAGUCAAAAUCACGCCGUGGUUGACGAUUCCGGCCGGCCUCACGAUACCGAUUGGGCUGUUCAUCUAUGGCUGGACGACCGAAUACAAGGUUCACUGGAUUGUUCCCAUGAUAGGCGUAGUCAUCCUGUCUGGUGGACUCACUGGAGUUACGAUGUGUGUCCAAAAUUACCAAAUCGAUUCGUACGAAAGGUAUGCAGCGUCAGGUUCGGCAGCUGUCACACUAUCCCGAUCUCUGAUUGGCGCUUUGAUGCCUCUGGGAGGGUUAAAAAUGUAUCAUGCCUUGGGUUUGGGAUGGGGAAACAGUCUAUUAGGCUUCAUGUCUUUGGCGCUGGUGCCGGUACCUGUUGGUCUGUUUUUCUACGGGGGUAUGAUUCGGAGGAGAUUUGAUCCCGCGCUGUGA
Messenger RNA from Colletotrichum scovillei, 1272 nucleotides. Its product is annotated as polyamine transporter 3. Gene Ontology annotation, molecular function: transmembrane transporter activity. Lineage: Eukaryota; Fungi; Ascomycota; Sordariomycetes; Glomerellales; Glomerellaceae. Bases 1 to 1272 code for a protein of 423 amino acids. The transcript has 3 exons. The record is from RefSeq and is a predicted model, not a curated record. Gene Ontology annotation, biological process: transmembrane transport.